GAAAUCAGACCGGACAUGGCUUGCUCUCGAGCCACUGCGCUCGGCAGCUCGGGUGAAUUUUCGAGCACUCGCCGUACAGGUGCGCCGAGGCAUCGAUCGGCGUUGGAAGUGUGUGAGCCUUGCAAAUGUGACGUCGUGCGCGCGGACGGCGACUCGGCGCGUCCCCGCGGCCGACUGGCUGGCUGGCAGGCAUCCUGGCACGCCGUCAAGGCGCAACAAACCGGCGACGGCGACGGCUCCUGUUUUCUGCGCUGAUGUCGGACGCUUGUAGAAACCCGUUUUCCCAUCGACAAAUGCGAAGCAUCACGAAUGUUUAGUUUUUCCUCGUGAUUGCUCGGCGGGGCCGUUGCAAUGUAGCUCGACAGAUGUGAGGCGCCACAUCUGCAGCCCACAGCAAGUCCGCCUGUUGACCCGCUCACGAGGAGGAGCUGCCGCAGAUCCUCAUCGACAUCUGCCACCUCGGGCACCGAAGGCGCUGAGCUAAGCCGAUGACAACGUUCUGGGCUCGUAUUUGACGGACAGGUGGUUCUCGGUCUAGUCCGGAAGGGACAAUGGCUCGCCCCGGUUCGGGCUUGCUGCUGCCCGCGAACGGACUGGGCUACCCUCCCCAAAAUCUGGCCAGGGUGGUGGUCUGGGAGUGGAUGAACGAGCACGGGCGCUGGAGGCCCUACAGCGCGGCGGUGUGCCACCAUAUUGAGAACAUCCUCAAGGGGGACGCCCGAGGAACCGUCGUUCUGGGCCAGGUAGAUGGCCAACUGUCUCCUUACAUCAUCGAUCUGCAGUCCAUGCAUCAGUUUCGACAGGACACGGGCACCAUGAGGCCAGUGCAGAGGAACUUCUACGAACCGUCCUCCGCUCCGGGCAAAGGCGUGGUGUGGGAGUGGGAGAACGACAAUGGCUCCUGGACGCCGUAUGACAUGGAGAUCUGCGUGACCAUCCAGAACGCGUACGAGAAGCAGCACCCGUGGCUGGAUCUGACCUCUCUGGGCUUCUCUUACCUCAUCGACUUCAACGGCAUGUCUCAAACCAACAAGCAGAGCCAGCGCAAGCGGCGCCUUCGGCGGCGUAUGGAUCUCGCUUACCCGCUCAUCAUGGGUUCCAUCCCCAAGUCGCAGUCUUGGCCCGUGGGAGCCAGCUCCGGCCAGCCUUGCUCCUGCCAGCAAUGUAUCCUGGUCAACAGCACGAGAGCCGCGUCCAAUGCGAUCCUCGCCUCCCAGCGGCGGAAGCUCCACGGAGGGGGGGCAGGCGGUACGGGUGCCGCAGGAGCCCCGACGGCCGUGCGGCAGAGCAACACCUUCGCCGGAACCACUCUUUGGUCUCCGACCUCGUCGGCCACUAAUAACAUCGGGGCGGGAGGCGGGCGAGCCAAAGACGAACAGGUGCGGGUGCCGUCGUCCCCGGCCAACUUUCCCGUGAUGUCGUCCCAUGGCCACAACACCCUCGCCGUCAACGGACAGAACAACCUGAACCGACCGGGCGCUCAGCGCAUCUCUAUGGCCACCCCGAGAGGAACCAUUCCACCGGGGGUUCCCGCUCUUCCAGUCAAAAACCUGACUGGCUCUGGACCAGUGCAUCCAGCGCUAGCAGGUAUGACCGGUAUCCUGAUGUGCGCUGUAGGUCUGCCCGUUUGCCUGACCCGUGCACCGAAGCCCAUUCUGCACCCGCCGCACAUCAGCAAGAGCGAUAUGAAGCCUGUGCCGGGAGUCAACGGUAUGCGACGCAAGACCAAGAAAAAGCACCUGAGGAAAGGGAAAACCCCAGAGGAUGUUGUCCGAAGAUACACGGACAAAAUUAAAGUGGCACCAGAUGAGGACUGUACCAUCUGCAUGGAGAGGCUGGCCAUGGCGUCAGGCUACGAAGGCAUCCUGCAGCACAAAGGCAUCAAGCCAGAGUCGGUGGGCAAACUUGGCAAGUGCGGCCAUAUGUACCAUCUGCUGUGCCUGGUGGCCAUGUACAACAAUGGCAAUAAGGAUGGCAGUCUUCAGUGCCCAACAUGCAAGACCAUCUAUGGGGAAAAAACAGGCACGCAGCCUCCUGGGAAGAUGGAAUACCACGUCAUCCCCCACUGCCUGCCCGGCUACCCCGACUCCAAGACCAUUCGCAUCGUCUACGACAUUCCUGCAGGUGUCCAGACCAAUGAACACCCCAACCCUGGGAAGAAGUUCAGCGCCAGAGGAUUCCCCCGGCAAUGUUACCUGCCAGACAACGACAAGGGCAGGAAGGUUCUCAAGCUGCUGAUCACAGCCUGGGACCGACGCCUCAUCUUCACCAUCGGCACUUCCAGUACCACAGGCGAGUCCGACACCGUGGUGUGGAACGAGAUCCACCACAAGACCGAAUUUGGCUCCAACCUGACUGGCCACGGUUACCCGGACCCCAACUACUUGGACAAUGUCCUGACGGAGCUGUCGGCCCAGGGAGUCGGCGAGGACAACCUGAAGGACUGAGCGCUUCCUGAGCUGGUUGGCAGGAACACAACCAAUCGUGCGCUGCUGUCUCCUAGGAAACGGUAACGCCGGAUGAGCGCUCUUCAUGCAGCACGUUACUCUUUACUCCCUCUGUAUGGCAAGGCGAGAGCGACAAACAAAAUGAUUUGUUGUUUUUGUUUUUUGUCUUGAUUAUCUCUUGCAUCAUGCCCGGAGCGCGUAUGCGUCCUCGGAGACUCGAGGCACAUGCUCCGCGUGUGCGUUGCUGCCAGCAAAUGUGUCACUGAGCUCUUUUUCGAGUCAAAGCGAAGCAUCUGCACUUGUAGCGCGACAAGAAGGCAUGACGAGGCCAGAUUGCACGGCCCCGCCAACACUGCAUAAUGAAUGUUGAGUGAAUUGCUGCAAUAAGUUGAGGUGCCAAUGAAGCUUUUCUCACUUCAGAAGACAAAUUGUAAGAAAGAAAUAUCAUUUUCAUUAAGGAUUUGCUUCUCCCUUGUUUAGUCAACACACGGUGAGACUUUUGUGCUUUUCGAAGAAGUGAAGGUACUUUGGCUUGACGUUGUGCCGCGUCAUUGAGGCAAGGGCUAAAGAGACUGUGUUUUGUAGUACAUUAAAUAGAUUCCAGUGACCCAAGAGCUAUGAAAUAUGAUACAUUGUUAACCUUUGCGGGAUGCCUACGAAAGGAGCUGUGAAAUAACCAAGCGGACUCGCUCUGAACUGUUGGAACGUUCCAUUGCCGCAUUCCAAGGCUAAACCCGUUUGUUUUGUUGCCACUGAUUAUGCUGACCUGUUUGCGCAUGAAGCCCCAUGCUAGCAUUGGCUCAAGCGGAGGAAAAUCUGGCUUUGGGUCCAUCCAUCAUGCCGCCAUGCACGAGGGGGACGGUGUGACCGCGUGCACCGAGGCUCUCGGCGUUUUCCCGAGGAGAUCCAUCUUGUGACUCUCAACUCUCCCGUGAGGUCAUCAGCCGGAACACGCUGCGCCGGGCCGCCGCUCUCCCUCGGCGGGGAGCGGUGAGACAGCCUACCUUCUCGGUUCACGUCCUCUUCGUUAGCAGCAGCAGCAGCAGACGUCCUUCCAGGAAACAUGCAAAUGAGGCUUUAUCGCAGCGGCAGAUGCAUCAGGAGGAACUACAUUAUUUAGGUUUCUCCCCUGUAAGUUUUUCUCUUUCCCCUCGGAGAUGUUAUGCCCAAGAGCGUAUUUUUGUCUUUUUGAAGUUCCUUGCUGGGGAUCUUCAUGUUGUUGAUUUUUUUUUUUUUUUUUUUUACUUGGAGAUGAAAGCUAGGUCAGUGCUGACUUUCCACAAAAGCGUCUGAUCAUCUUUAAUGAGCUGGGAUGUUGAUGUAAAGUUUUUGUGGGGCGAAUCUGUCUUCCACGGCAAUUUGAGGCAGCAGCUCUGCUUGGUAGUUUUGAUUUUGAGAAAAAGUCCUUCAUGGCAUUUUAAACAUUGUUUUGUAUUGGUAAAUCAUCUUAUAGUACAAUGGGGGGGGGGGGAGAAAAAAAAAAAAAAAAGAUUGACAAAGCUGAUACAGGCUACAUUUCAAGUUCAGUUUGAGUGUACGGUUAAUUUCUGUUUAUACCUUAACGCACUUUCCCAUGAUUAGUUAUACAAAAGCAGAUGUCAACAUAAUACAUAAAUUCUGACAAUUUUGUCAGUUUGUCUGUAUGACAUGUUAAUGGACGUCUAAUAUAAUAAGUAGUGUUAGUGUAUGCUACUGUGCGUAUCUUCAUGUGGAAUGUGUGUAGUUUGACUUGAAUACAAAUAGUCAAUGUAUCUUCAUCAUUAGCGGGCUAGCCGAAACAGCAUGAGCGUUGGUCAAAUGAGCAAACAAUUGGCUGCAGAUAUUUGUACUGUUGGAUUAUCAAAAAGCAGCCACGAAUGAGUUGGAAUUGGAAAUGAUUGAUUUUUGUUCUUUUCUUUUUCUUAUAAUGUACUGUCGGCAACUCUGCAUUGUGUGAAAUAUGCAAAUGAACAAUGUGUAACUUUGCCGCGGUCGCCUGCACCCGUGGCUCUGGAGCGGCAGUCCUGCAGCUACUUCUGGUCCCUCCAAAUUCAAUACAGCCCGCUGCCGCGUUGCCCGCAUGCCAGUCAGGCAAAGUGUCUGUGUGAGCGGCGCGUCGGUGACUAUUGUGUCUGCUAACAAGUGGCUGGAGGUCACCUUGUAAGGCACCAAACAAGCCUGUCGCGCAUUCUGAUGGUUUUAAGUCUUGUUUUUUUCUCUCUUUUAAGCAGAAACUGUUUUCUCUUAGGGGUGGGGGGGGACCUGUCUGCCUUUUUGCUGCAGUUAAAACUUAUUUACAGCGUUGUUAAGCUAUUGGAUCAUGGUGAGUGGGUGCGCCACAUUCGAAGAGAUUUGAUGUAUUUGCGCUAUAAAGGUAGCAGAUGUCAACUAAUCAUCAAACGUUCAGGGAUUAUUUCACGCUUAAGGGAGAACACAUGAUUUUGAAUUAUGGUUCUCCAAUUCUACUCCCAAACAUCUUUCGAGUUGAACGCAUCUUUUGAAAUGUAUUUGGACAGAAAGUGAAUCUUUGUUGUCGUUGUUGUUUUCCCCCCCCCCCCCGUUUCCUUGGUGACUCUUCUUUCGCUCUCGGUGUCCUGGCCUCAUUCAAACUCGAUGACACAGUUCCUGUCUUUAUAUGCAAAAUAUAUCUGUCCAAACAAAGCUUUUAUCCUUGAAGAAUUGGAAUGUAAGCUGCAUGAAAUGCUUUUUUUAUUUUAUUUUAUUUUAUUUUUUUUUUUAUAAUUAGUUUCCCCGAAAAAUGUAUUCUUUUUCAUCCAUUUGGUGAUCAUAUUUACACCGCUGGUCAAUUUAGUCUUCAUUUAAGCGAACAUGCAUGCUUUUGCAAAAUAACGCGUGACUGUGAGGCAGACAUGCGAGCCACAUGCCACCGCGUUGCAUAACAUGGUUUACGACUAUUUCAACUUAAUUAUGAUCUCAUUAAGUUGGGCUGUCCACGUUUCUCUCACCCUAAUAAACAAGGCAAAAAUCAAUUGCUUUCACUUUCGGAGGCCUAAGCAAGUCAGAUCUAUCAGGGAAAUGUCCACGUCGAGUGAAGUUGAAUGAACUCGAGAAAUCCAAACGUUUGGCUCCUUGAACAUUGUGUGGGCCCUUUAGACUUUCAGGUGUGUACAGACUUCUCAAAAGGAAAGGGAAAUAAUAACGUAGUUUGGUUUGUCUAAGCGACCGAGAGAGAUGGCGUUUAUGCAAUUUACUCUUUUGGAGAUGUUAAAAACGGAUUUAUUUGUAGCAAGGACAGUGAUUUUGGGGUCAGUUGGUGUUUUCUUCGUGAGGUACCUCAAAAGCAGACGUGUACAUGUUGGAAAGCAUAUAUUUUUGGAUGUAUUUUCUGAUCGAUGAUUGUCUUUGAGAUAACGAUGACACAACCUUUUUCCUUUUGAAUCGAAGUGGGAAGUCAAAAGACGACGGAUCGUUCUGCGCAACAUGUAGUAUUUACACCUGUAAACAAAAAGUCAUAAACGUUUGAUGCUUAUUUAUUGUACGUCUCUUUAAAAUAUACCUAAAACAUUGUAUGGCUGUACUGUCUUGGUAUCUCUUUGUCUCCGAGUGUGUACUAAUCGUGCGUUUUUGUAAGACGAAAUCAUAGGCCCGUGUCCUUUAAAAGAGAGCGUAAUGUUCUUCCCGAGAUGCAUGCGGACCAAAGCGCGAGCUACUUGAAUGGCAACGCGUAGGAAAUCAUCGCAGAGCUCCUCUUUCGAAAGGUCGCGCAGAUGAUGAUGUCAUUUCAGCACCGUGCGCUGCAUCUUGCAUUUUGGUUUUACGCCAGCGAGGAAGAGAUGGCGUUCGACUGAUUUCGCCGCUCUUUCGACACGUACAACAUGCUUACGGGUUUAAUUGACAUUUUCAGUUCCUAAUUUUGUGGUGUGACAUCACCUGAGCAGUUUUCUUGUUCACAAAGACAAAACUGCAAUGAGCUAAAAGAGACAGACUAUGAUUUAACUAUAAAGGGCUUUUUUAAUCAAUAAUCAGUCUUUAUUGAGUCGUGUUGACCUUGUUGCAUGUUUGUGUCUCUCUUGUGGACAGAAAUGGAAAAAUAAAUGUGCCCUCAAUGGGGAUGAUUUUGUUUCACCUUGA
Molecule: messenger RNA, 6518 nt
Organism: Phyllopteryx taeniolatus (common seadragon)
Lineage: Eukaryota; Metazoa; Chordata; Actinopteri; Syngnathiformes; Syngnathidae
Gene: dtx1
Product: deltex 1, E3 ubiquitin ligase
Exons: 10
Coding region: 552-2447 (631 amino acids)
Biological process (GO): protein ubiquitination; Notch signaling pathway
Cellular component (GO): nucleoplasm
Molecular function (GO): ubiquitin protein ligase activity; zinc ion binding
Source: RefSeq, a predicted model, not a curated record